AUGAAACUACUUGCAAUUAAUGUUUUAUAUCGACCAAAUGAUAGUGGGUCAUCAUCAUCAAGCAGCAACACUACAAAAUCGAUCAUUCUUUCAGGCUACGAUGAUUUAUCAUCCUUUGGAUUCUUUCAACGUUCUACUGUUCGUGAAUAUAUUGUUUUUAUAAGCAGAGUAUUAUCGGACAAGAAUCCGCCUGGCACAAGACAACAAGUGAUAAAGGAUGAAUAUACUUGUUAUGUACAAACUCGGAUUGAUUCACAAUUGAGUGCUGUCAUUGUUUGUGAUGCCGAAUAUCCUUCACGAGUUGCAUUUUCGUUAUUAUACAAAGUUUUGACCGAAUUCGAAAAGAAAUAUCCAAAAUCUGUGUAUUUGAACUCUCCAUCAAUUCUCCAAUCAGAUUAUCAACUUCAAUUAGAGUCAAUUAACGACUACCUUGUAAAAUAUCAAGAUCCUAACAAAGCAGAUGAAUUACUAAAAAUUAAAACGGACUUGGAGGAAACAAAAACAAUCAUGAAUCAAGUGCUAGAGAAAAUGUUCGAGCGCGAAGACGAUUUGAAAAAUUUGGUAGGAAUGAGCGACGAUUUAUCCAUGAGUUCUAGAGCAUUCUACACAGCUGCACAAGGAGAAAAUGGUGGCUGUUGCCUAUUAAUGUAA
Molecule: messenger RNA, 651 nt
Organism: Naegleria lovaniensis
Lineage: Eukaryota; Heterolobosea; Eutetramitea; Acrasida; Naegleriidae
Exons: 1
Coding region: 1-651 (216 amino acids)
Biological process (GO): endoplasmic reticulum to Golgi vesicle-mediated transport
Cellular component (GO): Golgi apparatus
Molecular function (GO): SNAP receptor activity
Source: RefSeq, a predicted model, not a curated record